GAUCGCCAUCGCCAUCUCCAUCUCCUGAUCCUCUCCUCUUUGUAUCAUCGCCGUAUCCUCAUUCGAUCUCGGGAAAUUACAUCUGUAUUAUCUCCUACCGGAAUCUCGCCUCGGUACCAAAUCCUCGAUUACGGAUCGGAGAGGGAUCGUCACCACCACCUCUCACCUCGCACCUCGCUAGGAGGAGGAUCACCGAUUAUCGACCAUCGCCAUCCGCCAUCGAAGCGAUCAGUAACAGGAGUAGUGUGAUCGGAGGAAUUGUUAUUUGAAGCUUGGGAUUAUACCCCGUAUACCACGAAGUCCAAUACCACACCACAGGCCACACGAUAUCUGCACUCUGCAGAUCGUUCCGAUAUAAUGUCUUCAUCAUCGAGGAACCCCUCGAGUUCACGGCCAUCUCAUAAUAGCAAUACUGCUACCGGAACCAUCAACCAUCCCAUCUCUGGUCCGAGUUCGGUUUCCCGAUCACCUCAGCUGAACUUGCAUUUGAAAGAAGAACCCGAACGUGGGAGUGGGCAUACGAAUAUCAAUGGGCACGGUCGGUAUACCCACAACGACAUCAAUAAUAAUAGCAACAAUAGUAACACCAAAAUCCACAACAAUAUCGACCUCAACCUGGAUACCUCGAGUCUAGGUGGACGGAGUAAAGAGAAUUCCGUUGCCCGGGAUGACAAUAAUAAUAGCAAGGAUAGCAAGGAGGGGUUGGGUUUAGGGGAUGAUGCGCCGAUUAAGAGGAAGAUCGCUUGUAUGGCUUGUCGGAAUAUCAAGCUCCGCUGCCUCUUCGCGCACCCCGACUCGGCCCCUCUAGACCCUUGCCGUCGAUGCAGCCGUCUUUCCCUAGACUGCAUCUAUAAACCGAAAAGACGCCCCGUCAAACCGGGUCAGGAGAGGGAGGAACAGCCGGUCUUGGGGAAGAACGGCAAGGUCAUGGUUGGGGAGGGUAAUGUGGCUUCGACGGGUGUUGGGGCGGGAGCGGGAGGGAAGAAGGGGAAGAAGAAGACCGGGACUGGGACCGUAGCUGGGAGUGCAGCUGGCAAUAGGAAUGGGAAUGGGAAUGGGACGGACCCAGCGCAGUCCCACAUACAGACACAACAGGCCUCGCGCUCCCUACCACCCAUCGGGCCUGGAGAGGAAGAUGGAGAAUCAGAUGACGGAUCCAACAUCUCAGGUUCAGGUUCGGGGUCUGGGGAUGAAGACGAAGACGAGAGCACGAAAACGACGGAUCGGAGCGGUGAAAGACCCGCUCGACCUGGUCCUCCGGUCCCAACGUUCAGCUGGUCCGACUUUGACACCUCUUCGGCUUCCCGUCCACGCUACACGCCACAACCACAACCGUCAUCUUCAAACUCACAUUCGCUUACCCAAACCCAAAAUCGGGGACACCAAACGGGGAUGAACCAUUUGAACAACCUGAACUUGGGAUCGGGAUUGAGCGAGAUAGACCCGGUCUUGACAAACUUUGCCAUGUCGCCCUUGGACCCUUCGUUGGCGCUCGGCCGUCUGGCUACUCCCGCCUCAGGCUCAAUAUCAGCCUCGGCAUCGGGAUCGGCCUCGGGUUCAGGAUCAGGGUCAGGCUCGAUGGGGUAUGGGUCUUCAGGGUUCGGACUCGAUCUCGGUAUGAACACGUUUCUACCUCCUCAUACGGCGGGAUCUAAUAUGCCAAGUAAGAACCAUAUCGGCAAUCCGCUGGAUCCCGGUCCGCUAGACAGAGGAGGAUAUAUCGGAGGUCCUAUCGGUUCGACCAACAACCAUAGCCAUGUUCGACUGGCUGGAGGCCCUGGAGUCAUGGGAGGGGGUAGCGGCAACGGCGAUGUCUCGGUCCCGCACGGAUCGACUCCCUCGAGCCGAGCUUACUCGCAGCACGAUCCGACGAGUUUCUCUCCCAAUUUGUUACCCCCUGGCCUGAACAACAACAGCAACUCGCAUGCGAGUGGAAGUGGAAGCGUAAACAACCGGCGACGAAGUAGCACGGCGGUCCGGACCACUGGGUCUCCGCCGCCGGGCGGGAAACAAAAGUACCCGAUGGCGCUGACGACCAUGCUCGAGGUCAUGUCGCACGACGCCAAGAACAGCGGACAGAUGUUGAUCGGAGGCACGCCUAUCAGCGCAGAGAGGGAGCGAAGGGAUGGGAGGCUGAUCGAACGGGAUUACGCUGCGACGAGGGAGCAGGAUCGAAGGGCGAGCGAAGACGAUCGGUAUGACGAUUCACCCCAUAGUCAUGGGUACGCGGCAUUGCAUCGCGAUUCGCAUCCAGGCAACAUGGCAUAUGGUGGGAUGGCGGAAAGGGACUCACGGCGACGGACGACCCUGGGCGGCGAGGAAGACGAUCCGACAUCGUUUGAGGAUUCCGCUCGGCCGCGUAAACGGAUGAGAUGGGACGAUCAGGUGCAGAUGGAAGCCAAUCGAAAACGUCACGAGGAGACGCAGACGGCGCAUUCGCGUGACAGCUUUCCCGAGCUGAAUGGGUUGCACGAGGAACAACCGUCGGAAGGGAUGGAGGAUCCCGUUUCACUCGGCUUGGUGGCUCCCAUCGACGUGCCGUACCUGUUCGAUCAAUAUCACUCGAGGUUGAACACCUACAUCGCCCUAUUGGACCCGGCGCACCAUACCCCAGAAUACUGUCUUCGGACCUCGCCGAUCUUGUUUACGGCCAUCCUAGCGGUCGCUGCCCAGAUUUACCUCCCGGAAAUCUAUAAACCUCUGAGGAAACGGGCGAACGACAUGCUCGGGAUCGCUUUCGCACGGGGAGACGCUCAUAUCGGGAUGUGUCAGGCUCUCAGCAUGUUGAGCGUAUGGAAAGAGGCCAACGACAAGUCUACCUGGUUGCGAGUCGGAUAUGCCAUCAGGGUCGCCCUCGAGCUGGGGCUCGAUAUACCGCGCAAGACACCCCUUCCCGAGGACGAAUUUCAGGCCAGAGAGAUUCUUAACGGAGAAAGGACGUUUAGGCAGCUGACAGCUUUUGACAGAACGAUGUUCCUGCUGCACGGACGUGGACACCGCAUGGUGCUUCCUGGAGCGAUACACUCCACUCGAGAAUGGUGUGAAGAUCAUCCCGAGAUCUACUGCUACGCCGAUGUCAUGCUAGGCUGCUCUUCGAUGCAUGGAGACCUCUCCGAACUCUUGAAUACGAUCAAGCUCAACCCGGACCCGAUGGCCACGCCGUCCCAAGGGAUGAGUUUCAAAUAUAUCCUACACAACGCCAGCAGAGAGCAUCAGACGUGGCAGGACCUGUGGUUUGGGCCUAAUCCUCCUGGCGAGUUGCACCCAAUCUCCAGGGCCAUCUGUUUCUUUUACGGGAUAAAUUUCCGAUUUGAAUACGAAGAGUUCAAUCGUCGCUUUCUGCCGUACCACGAGAAUAUCCGCUCGCUCGCGCGGACCAUCUCGCUCGCAGUGCAGAUGCUCAGGUACAUCAUAACCGACCUCAGUCCUCACGAGGUUAUCCUGUUUGCGCCGGAUAUCAUCACCUUUCGUGCAGCACAGGCUGGAGUCUUUCUCGCGAGGCACAUGAACAGGAUGGAUCCUUCGACGCUUGAACAAGUCCAGAUGGUCUUCCGGGAUAUGGCACGGGAGUGCAAGCGAUUUGCUCGUGGGCAAAAUACGGCGUUCUAUCAAGCCAAGUUCUUCGCCAGCUUGCUACGCAUCUCGUCGGUGGCGCCGACAAGAGUCGCCACUCGCGAGAACACGCCCAAUCCUGGACGCACCGAGAUCGCGGCGGAUGACCUCGCGGCCCGGCUUCACCAAGCCGGCAACCAGGUGCCAGAUUUCUCACUCGACCUUGACUUGGUCGGAUUCGACGACUCGCUCACUAUCGACGCUCUCUUGCAAGAAUCGCAUGACUGGUUCUCCGUCGAUCUUCUCUCGCACAUGAAUGACCCGUACUGGAACCCUCCGCCCGUGAUCACGGGUUAUGACCAACCUCAGAACAUGACAACGAGCCCAUGAACUGCGAAGAUGAACAUAACAUGAAAUGCAAUUUUCAUCGUUUCCUUUCUUCCUUCUUCUCGGCCGGGGAUCACACUGAAAUGCUUGAUGAACGAAAGUCGUUAUCGAUUUUGACGACGCGAGGCGUUGCCGGACAAGACAGA
Filobasidium floriforme is the source of this 4085-nucleotide messenger RNA. RefSeq lists its product as uncharacterized. The coding region runs from base 358 to 3942 and encodes 1194 amino acids. Gene Ontology annotation, molecular function: zinc ion binding; DNA-binding transcription factor activity, RNA polymerase II-specific; transcription cis-regulatory region binding. Gene Ontology annotation, cellular component: nucleus. NCBI's taxonomy places the organism in Eukaryota, Fungi, Basidiomycota, Tremellomycetes, Filobasidiales, Filobasidiaceae. The transcript is spliced from 9 exons. The record is from RefSeq and is a predicted model, not a curated record. Gene Ontology annotation, biological process: regulation of DNA-templated transcription.